Messenger RNA from Cuscuta epithymum, 846 nucleotides. The record is from the annotation of a GenBank genome assembly. NCBI's taxonomy places the organism in Eukaryota, Viridiplantae, Streptophyta, Magnoliopsida, Solanales, Convolvulaceae.
GGUAAUUUAAAACAAAUUAUACACAGUACACUUCUUUCUAAAAGUCUUUUCUCUCUAAUACUUCUCCCCUCCAAAAUCAUAUUAUAAUCUACUUGUUUCCUCAUCAUUUUAUAUAUCUCCAUUAGAUCUUCUCUCUCAUAUUUCUCGAUCUCUUCUUAUAUUUCCCCCCAAACAAGAAACGUAACUCAAAGUAUUUACUUAAAGGAAAGGAGAUAGAAAGAUGGACCACAACCCAAGCCUUCAGAAUAAUAAUGUUUUAAUACUAGUGGUUGUUUGUUUUCUCUUGAUUGUAUUAGUAGGGAUUUUGGCUAAUCAUAAACACCACAAGUCAAGUGAAGCUGACACUGAGGACACGAUGAUCAUGAUGAUGAUUUCUCCUCUCCCUCCUUCGAAUAACGUAAUGAUUCGGAAGACGAUGAGACAACAUUAUUCUCUUAGCCAUCACACUCAUAACUCUAUCAUUUGUGUGAGUAAAAGAGCGGUACCAAAUGGACCUGACCCCAUUCACAACCCCAGGGCCGCACCAAGCAGUGGUCCUUAAUUUGGAAAAGCGACAAUCAACCCUGAGAAGUGGGCUAGCUGAGGUCUGCUUCGCUCGGAUCGACAACCAAGUCCAAUGCAGUCCAUCAUAUAUGUAAAUAUUGAUAAAUAUAUAUUAUAAUAAUAUUAAAUUAAUAUAUACGGAGUAUGAGUAAAUAUAUAUCACCAAUUCACCAGUGUUAUUGAUCUGUUCAGGCAUUAAUGUUGGUUUUGCCUUUUGUCAAAGUAAAAGCGUGAUUAUUGUAGUGUAUUUUAAUUUUUAAUUUCAAUUUUUCAUCUCGUGUAAAAAAAUGUCUUCGGACUUUA